Branchiostoma floridae (Florida lancelet) is the source of this 1458-nucleotide messenger RNA. RefSeq names its product alcohol dehydrogenase-like. The transcript has 10 exons. Gene Ontology annotation, molecular function: oxidoreductase activity. The record is from RefSeq and is a predicted model, not a curated record. Lineage: Eukaryota; Metazoa; Chordata; Leptocardii; Amphioxiformes; Branchiostomatidae. Bases 253 to 1335 code for a protein of 360 amino acids.
AAAGGUGGACUCUCACCGCACUUGGGGCACCGGUGUGGCACUGCGGGGCUCGUUCCCUGUGGCACCGUUUUGUUAUAUUCGCGAUUUCUAAUAAUUCAGAUAUGGCGUAAUACGUAAAGUUAUGACUUAGAAGACAACAAAAUACACAGAAAAUUCGUUCUUUAUCUCUGAUUAUCUACGAACCCCGCAGUGCCGCACCGGUGCCCCAAGUGCAGUGAGAGUCCAUCUUUACUACAAGGAGAGACUUCCAACAUGGCGCGGCGCAGCAUGAGGUUGGUGGAGUACGGGAAGCCCUUCCAGCUGAUGAAGGAAGAGGUACCCGCUGCACCUAAGGGUGGAGCUGUCGUCAAGACGGAGUAUGCCGGCGUGUGCCACUCCGACCUGCACAGUCUGGAGGGAGACUUCCGCACGCUGGUGCCCAUGCAGACUGUUCUGGGGCACGAGAUAGCUGGCACAGUGCACGAUAUUAGCCCUGAAGCAGGCUUUAAGGUAGGAGACAGGGUGGCCGUGUACUGGCACGGCGGGUGUGGGGCCUGCAGCAGGUGUGAGGUGGGGGAGACCACUGCCUGUCUCAAGGACGUCAAGCACUGGGCUGGGAUAAACGAAGAUGGCGGGUUCUCCGAUUACGUCAUCAUUCCUGACGUCAGACUGUUGGUGAAGGUGCCUGACACGGUUACCAUGGAUACGGCGUGCCUCCUGCCCUGCUCGGGGCUGACUGCCUACAACGCCGUCUGUAAGAUGGUGCCGACAGUUCAGGACUUCGCCAAGCAUAACGCGGAUUGUGCAGUACUGCUGGUGGGCGCUGGGGGGCUAGGGCUGUGGGGUGUCCAGUUUGCCAAGCAGCUUCUUCCUGCAGGAGUUCGCGUCAUCAGCGCUGAUGUGGACAACGAGAAGCUGGCUGCAGCUAAAGAAGCCGGAUGUGACGAUGUUCUUCUUUGGAGCAAAGAUGUUGAUGACGACACCGCUGUGGCUGCAGCAAAGAAAGUCUGUGGGGGCCUCGGUGCUUUUGCGGCAGCCAUCGACUUUGUCAAUGUGCCCAGUACAUUUGAGCGCGUAGAGAAGAUUCUAGCUCCGGGAGGUAUGCAUGUCCUGGUGGGUCUGCUGGGAGUCGGUGCCGCCGGUUCCGUGCCGCUGAUGAUGUACGUGCUGGGUCGGCACCAGAUGGGCGCGGUGCUGAUGGGUUCCCUGCCGCAGAUGAAGGAGCUCAUGGCUCUGAUGGCUCAGGGGAAGGUCAAGCCGCCGCCCAUUUCCCAUCAUCCCCUGGAAAACGUCUUUGACGUCAUGCAGGACCUGAAGGCAGGAAAGGUCAAAGGUCGCGCUGUGAUAAAGCUGUAGUCAUCUCUGUGACGCUGUGAAUGAUGGGAACUCUCGAACUGAUGGUACCAACACUGGACCUAUCAACAAACGUUCCAUCAGAAGACUCUUUACUACACAAUAAAACGUUUAUAUCACAAUCUA